ACGCGUUGACGUACAUCCGACAUCUUACGUAAAGCGCCACAACAAACAUGGCGGACGAUCACACGGACGGCGAUCAGUCGAUGGAGGGCCACACCCCUGUUUCUGAAAACCCUCAUCCGGACUUCAGCCUGACUGAAAACCUCCAGAGGACAGUGGAGAACGAGAAACCUGCAGAAAAAAUCUCCAAGCAGAAGGUGGACCUUCAGGCACUGCCCACAAGAGCGUAUUUGGAUCAGACUGUGGUGCCGAUCCUGCUGCAGGGUCUGUCUGUGCUCGCCAAAGAAAGACCUCCAAACCCCAUCGAGUAUCUGGCCGCAUUCCUGCUGAAGAACAAGUCGCAGUUUGAAGAAAGAAGUUAAACCUGGAAUCAUUUCAUUCAGCUCAGUCUCUGUUUAAACCUGUUGAAUAUUCACUUUUUUUUUUAAUUCACAUUAAAGAUGGCAUGAAAAUAAAGUAAACUUAUGUCACAUUUG
Molecule: messenger RNA, 473 nt
Organism: Thalassophryne amazonica
Lineage: Eukaryota; Metazoa; Chordata; Actinopteri; Batrachoidiformes; Batrachoididae
Gene: dpy30
Product: dpy-30 histone methyltransferase complex regulatory subunit
Exons: 5
Coding region: 48-359 (103 amino acids)
Cellular component (GO): Set1C/COMPASS complex
Source: RefSeq, a predicted model, not a curated record